This is a messenger RNA of Eutrema salsugineum, 1080 nucleotides long. Its product is annotated as probable aquaporin TIP3-2. The transcript has 3 exons. The record is from RefSeq and is a predicted model, not a curated record. Gene Ontology annotation, cellular component: membrane. Gene Ontology annotation, molecular function: water channel activity. The coding region runs from base 89 to 892 and encodes 267 amino acids. Lineage: Eukaryota; Viridiplantae; Streptophyta; Magnoliopsida; Brassicales; Brassicaceae. Gene Ontology annotation, biological process: transmembrane transport; water transport.
CUCUUUCAAUUCUUCUUCUCUUGCCUUUUCUUCCUUUGUUGUUCUUUAUCCAUCAUCAAGGUUUGAUAUCUAAAUUAGGGUGUAAAAAAUGGCAACAUCUGCUAGAAGAGCAUACGGAUUCGGGAGAGCUGACGAGGCAACUCAUCCGGACUCCAUUAGAGCCACAUUGGCUGAGUUUCUUUCCACUUUUGUCUUCGUCUUUGCUGGAGAAGGCUCCAUCCUCGCUCUAGACAAGUUGUAUUGGGACACCGCGGCUCACACAGGGACAAACACGCCGGGAGGGUUAGUUCUGGUGGCGUUAGCUCAUGCAUUGGCCCUAUUCGCAGCUGUUUCGGCGGCCAUCAAUGUCUCAGGUGGACACGUGAACCCGGCGGUCACUCUUGGUGCUCUGUUCGGAGGCAGGAUUUCGGUGAUCCGAGCAGUAUACUAUUGGAUUGCUCAGCUUCUUGGUGCUAUCCUCGCUUGUCUCUUGUUGAGGCUUGCAACUAAUGGCUCGAGACCAAUAGGUUACCAUGUAGCGUCUGGAGUUGGUGAGCUUCAUGGGCUACUGAUGGAGAUCAUACUUACAUUUGCCUUGGUUUAUGUUGUCUACUCAACCUCAAUCGAUCCAAAGAGAGGGAGUAUUGGGAUCAUAGCACCGCUAGCCAUCGGGCUCAUAUUCGGGGCAAACAUGUUGGUAGGAGGUCCAUUCGAUGGAGCAUCAAUGAAUCCGGCUAGAACCUUUGGUCCAGCAUUAGUGGGAUGGAGAUGGCAUAACCAUUGGAUCUACUGGGUUGGGCCCUUCAUUGGCGGUGCACUGGCCGCCCUUAUCUAUGAGUACAUGGUCAUCCCCAGCGUCAACGAGCCUCCUCACCACAGUACCCACCAACCAUUGGCUCCGGAAGAUUACUAGACCGGACUAAGCUUCAUGUUGGAAGGUUCUCUCUUUGUAUCAAGAAUCUCUGCUUUGCUUGUGUUGUGUUUCUCUUUGGUUUUUCUAGCAACUUCCUAUGUAUAAUUGAGUUCAGACGAGAAACUGUUUUCUUGUAUUGUACUUAUAUAAACAAUAAACAUUUCGCCACAAAUUGAUCAAUUAUCCGA